AUUUAUAUAUAACGCCACCACCUCUUCCUCUUCCUCAUCCUUGUCAACUUCUUCGAUCUCCUCACUCUUAAUUUUCUUCUUCUUCUUCCUCUCUCUCUCUCUGCUUCCUUCCUGCAAAUGUCUCAAAUCCUCAUAAAGUCUCCCAAACACUGUGGCAAGCAAGGACUGAACAUUGACAAACUCUACAAGAAGCUUUUCUUUCUCUUCUCUACCUUAUUCACUACCAUUCUAUCUCUUAUAUUACUCAUCUGGCUCAUCUUACGGCCCACAAAGCCUGACUUCUCCCUGAAAGAAGCUGAAAUCUACCAACUCAACCUAUCAGGCCCUCACCUUCUCAACUCCUCCAUUCAACUCACCAUCCUUUCCAAGAACCCAAAUCAGAAAGUUGGAAUUUACUACGAUGAGCUGCAAGUUUACGCCGCUUAUAAGGGGCAACAGAUAACAACCUUUACCUCCCUUCCUCACUUCUACCAAGGACAUGAAGACAGUAAUCUCUUGACAGCUUCUUUGGUCGGAGUAGGAUUGCCUGUGGCUCCAUCUUUUGGUUAUGAAGUUGGACGUGAUCAAACGGCCGGUAAACUAGUUGUGAACCUGAAGGUGAACGGGCAGCUCCGAUGGAAAGUCGGGACUUGGGUUUCCGGCCGGUACCGGUUAAAUGUUAAUUGUGUUGCAGUCACGGCUUUUGGACCAACCAUCCCAACAGGUCCACUGACUACAAAGCAAGGGGCUCAAUGUUCUACUUCUAUUUGAAUUUACUAAUUAACAUGAUUAGCCUCUAGUGAGUCGUUUAUAUAUAUAUAUAUAUUAUAUAUCUAUCUUUGGUUUUCAAUGGGCUUGCUGUUAACGUAUUGCUGCUUGUAAGUGUUGUAUAUUGAUUAUGAUUGAUAGGUUGAAAGCUGUGAAUUAUAAGGAAGAUUAAAAGAAUGAAAAGCUUGUUAUCUUAUCUUCUUUUUCUAUCAUUCUGGCUUUGGUUUUGCGGGAAAGCAACGAGGAAUUCCAAAGUGGAAAGGAAAAGGGCUUGCUUGUGAUGGAGAAAAAGAAGGUUUUUUUUUUUGUAGGUUAAUUUUCAGUGGGGAUUUUGAGAGUGGAAGGAUAUGAGGGGUGUCGGGGGAGAUUCCGAGGAGAAAAAGAGGAAACAAGAGGGUGGAAAUUGGUUGCUUCAUUGGCUAAGGAAUCUCUAUUUACAUGUCAAUCCCUCACCUUUAAGCAAUUAAGACUUUAAUGGAAUUAUUCCCCCCC
Molecule: messenger RNA, 1239 nt
Organism: Alnus glutinosa
Lineage: Eukaryota; Viridiplantae; Streptophyta; Magnoliopsida; Fagales; Betulaceae
Product: NDR1/HIN1-like protein 26
Exons: 1
Coding region: 118-750 (210 amino acids)
Biological process (GO): defense response to other organism
Source: RefSeq, a predicted model, not a curated record